Cylas formicarius (sweet potato weevil) is the source of this 2506-nucleotide messenger RNA. RefSeq names its product threonylcarbamoyladenosine tRNA methylthiotransferase. Gene Ontology annotation, cellular component: endoplasmic reticulum. The transcript is spliced from 2 exons. Gene Ontology annotation, biological process: tRNA methylthiolation. The record is from RefSeq and is a predicted model, not a curated record. Lineage: Eukaryota; Metazoa; Arthropoda; Insecta; Coleoptera; Brentidae. Bases 73 to 1722 code for a protein of 549 amino acids. Gene Ontology annotation, molecular function: 4 iron, 4 sulfur cluster binding; tRNA (N(6)-L-threonylcarbamoyladenosine(37)-C(2))-methylthiotransferase activity.
UUAACCUCGCACGCGUAAUUCUCUAAUCAGUCGUGAAAGCGAAUUUUAUGGACCAGAUUUCGUGCGGAAAACAUGUCGACGGACAUAGAUUCGAUAAAUUACGGGCCCGACCAGCCUUGUAAAGAAAUCAUAGACGAUAUCGAGGACUUGAUCCGGGCGCAAGACAUUACGCCCAAGGAGCGCUACAACAGCAGGAAGCACGUCAAAGUGAAAGCGCGGAAACGGGCGAGCGUCGAAGAGCCGGAGUCGCCGACUCCAGGGGCCAACGUGCCGGGCACACAGAGCGUUUACGUAAAGACGUGGGGAUGCGCGCACAACAGCUCCGACUCCGAGUACAUGGCCGGCCAGUUGGCCGCGUACGGCUACAAAAUAACCGAGGAAAAGGACGAGGCGGAUUUGUGGCUGCUCAACAGCUGCACCGUGAAAAACCCCGCGGAAGACCAUUUCAGGAACGAGAUCGAGUUGGCUAAAAGGCGUGGCAAGUACCUCGUACUGGCGGGUUGCGUUCCGCAGGGUGCGCCCAAAUCUCAAUUCGUGCGGGGCCUAAGCGUGAUCGGGGUGCAGCAGAUCGACCGUAUCGUCGAGGUGGUGGAGGAAACGCUCAAAGGCAACACGGUCAAGUUGCUCGGCACGAAAAAGUUAAACGGUAAAAAGGCGGGCGGGGCGUCGCUGCUCCUGCCCAAAGUGCGUCGCAACCCGCUCAUCGAGAUCAUCGCCAUCAACACGGGCUGCCUGAACCAGUGCACCUACUGCAAGACCAAACACGCGCGCGGCGACCUGGGCAGUUACCCGCCGGAGGAGAUUAUCGCGCGAGCGAGGCAAGCGUUCGAGGAGGGCGUGGUCGAGAUAUGGCUGACGUCAGAGGACACGGGCACGUACGGCCGCGACAUCGGCACGUCGUUGCCCGCGUUGUUGUGGCAGUUAGUGGACGUCAUCCCCGAAGGGUGCCGCCUGCGGCUCGGCAUGACGAACCCGCCCUACAUACUCGAACACUUGGAGGAGAUCGCGAAGAUCAUGAGGCACCCGCGGGUCUACGGCUUCCUCCACGUGCCAGUCCAGUCGGGCAGCGACCGAGUGCUGGCCGACAUGAAACGCGAGUACUGUCGCCAAGACUUCGAACGCGUCAUCAACUUUCUGAGAGAGAGGGUGCCGGGCAUGACGAUAGCGACCGACGUCAUCUGCGGCUUCCCCACCGAAACGGAGGCCGAUUUCGACGAGACGAUGACGUUGUGCGCGAAAUACAAAUUCCCCAGCCUCUUCAUCAACCAGUUUUUUCCGAGGCCGGGCACGCCGGCCGCCCUACUGCCCCGGGUGCCUCCCGCGGAGGUGAAACGGCGCACCAAACGCCUCACCGACCUCUUCUACUCGUACCAGCCGUACGGGGGUCGGACCGGCGAGGUCUACGACGUCCUCGUCACAGAGGUAUCGCACGACGGCCGUUUCUACGUCGGCCACAACCGUUUCUACGAGCAGGUGCUCGUGCCCAAGAGGAAGGAGUACAUGGGGAAGCUGGUGAGGGUGAGGAUCGCGUCGUCGUCCAAAUUUUCGAUGGUGGGCGCCGCCCUCGACGAGGUGGCGACCCCGGGAAUCGCGAAACCGUUGGAAAAGGGGGUCGUGUCGGGACUGAGGCUGGCCGACCGCGUCGACGCGAGGGCGUGGCUGCCGCUCGUCGCGGCGCUAGCGGGCGUCCUUGUCGUCCGGAUUUUGUGGAUUUUUUUGUAACUCGCAGAAUAAAAGCCCUGCCACUCUCGAAAGUUGCGUUUCUAAGCCCCGCCCUGGGUGUGUGCGUUCCCUCGCGCCGCUACCGUCCUCAAAGCGAUUUUAACAAGAAAAUUUGUACAGGGUGUUAAAGUUUCAAGAGAAAAUAUAACAAAAAAAUAAACAUUUUUCAAAAAACUACUGCUUUAAAUUAUAUAAAAUUAUGAAGUAUACGAGGCCAAAUCAAAAAGUUGUCGAAAACAACUUUAUUUUUUUGCGCAACACAAUUUUCCCCGUUUUCCACGCAUUUUAUCGCAACAAAAUUCAAUACAAAGCUUUUAUUUAUCGACGAAAAAUAUGACUGUUUCUCGGUGCGUUUGAAAAUUUCGAGAAAAAUCGCUUUUUCACACUUGGGGGUACCGCCCUCAAAGCGAUUUUAAAAAGGAAAUUUGUACAGGGUGUUAAAGUUUCAAAAGAAAAUAUAACUUUCACAACUUUAAAAAAAAAACUAGUGUUCCAAUUAUACGGGGUCAAAUCAAAAACUUUUUUUUUGCACUACACAUAUUUCGAAGAAACUUUUUUUUUUGGGUUGAUCCAACAACAAAGUUUUUCGUUUUUUCAUUAAUUGCACAGAAACCUUUUAACAAAUUUUGAGAAAACGUUUAUUUGCGGUCUCCCCAGUGUUUAUAUUAAGUAAUUAAAAUAAAACACCUUACUUCAGUAGCGUCCGAGGGCGAUCUAAUCAAUAUCUGCAAGCAAAAUGGCGACGGGCCGCUGAUGUUUUCAAAAAUUCAUGAUUUUUUUUUUU